AAGAAUAUUGUGUAGCCUUGGGUAGAUAGUGGAAUCCCUCGUAGCUAGUCUAGCUACCUUUUGUAACUGGAAUAUUUUAAGGUGUGUGGCAGCAUGCCAGGGGUGGACAGCGGCUCAGGCGCCCUGGCCUCUGAUGACCAGAUGGUGGCGAAAGCCCUGGAGCAUUUCUGCAGUGCCUCAGAGCAGUCCUACCACCAGUUCUUGGCCUCCUUCACACACCUGUCCCCAGGGAGUGGAUCCGGAGCGGCGUCCUCCGGCCUCCCCCAGCACCCCGCGGAGACGGAGAGAUCAGCGCGGAGCAGCAGAGGCAGGGGGGGACAUGGAGCAGCGGACGCAGCGGAGGAGGAGGGCCGGUUGAGAGAGCCUGACUGUGUCCUGCCCGCUGACCAGGAGGAGGUUAGGGCUUUCUGGAUCUCUGUCAGGUCUGGUCGGCCAGUUCGACAAGGGCAGGCUUUUAAGAGUGAGGACCUCCCCUGCGGGCUCAAUCAGACUGAGAGAUCUAGUUUAUGACCCCCUCCAGGCCAUCCGUUCUAGCUGCCUUCUUCCCCUGCCAUGGUUUAUCCCUCCUCCCCUCCUCCUUUAUUUCAGUGUUUUUCCAUUUUCUUAAACCAAAUGAGUGGA
Messenger RNA from Osmerus eperlanus (European smelt), 621 nucleotides. RefSeq names its product intraflagellar transport associated protein (gene iftap). The transcript has 3 exons. The record is from RefSeq and is a predicted model, not a curated record. Bases 94 to 510 code for a protein of 138 amino acids. Lineage: Eukaryota; Metazoa; Chordata; Actinopteri; Osmeriformes; Osmeridae.